Gilbertella persicaria is the source of this 906-nucleotide messenger RNA. Its product is annotated as kinase-like domain-containing protein. Gene Ontology annotation, molecular function: protein kinase activity; ATP binding. The record is from RefSeq and is a predicted model, not a curated record. The transcript is spliced from 7 exons. Gene Ontology annotation, biological process: protein phosphorylation. Lineage: Eukaryota; Fungi; Mucoromycota; Mucoromycetes; Mucorales; Choanephoraceae. The coding region runs from base 1 to 906 and encodes 301 amino acids.
AUGACCAAACUUACGAUUAUGAAGCGCAUUGUCGCUCUAUUUAAAAAGACACAUGAAAAGAAACAAGAACCUGGUUACCCUUCCGAUUUGACUAGCACUUAUAAAGUUACCAAAAAGACACUCGGUGUAGGUUCGUUUGCAGUCGUGAAAGAAUGUAUUCAUCGUUCUACUGGACAUUCCUUUGCGCUCAAAAUCAUUUUAAAAAAAGCGAUUGCAGUAAGACAUCCACAUAUUGUCUCGAUGCAUCAUUUAUAUGAAUCCAAAGAUGCUGUUUACAUCAUUGUUCAUCGUGAUAUGAAGCCAGAAAAUCUCUUGUUUCAAACAAAUACAGAAAACGCCAAUUUAAUGAUUACUGAUUUUGGCCUUUCCAAGAUUCUUAAAGGACAUGACGAUAUCCUAACAACGGCAUGCGGUACACCUGGUUAUGUUGCACCUGAAGUCUUGUUACAGACAGGCCAUAAUAAACCUGUGGAUUUAUGGAGUGUAGGCGUCAUGCUUUUUACCUUGUUGAGUGGUUAUACACCUUUCUGGGGAGAAGAUCAAGCCAGUUUAUUUCAGUCUAUUAUGUCUGGUGAAUAUGAAUAUGAUGAAGAAUACUGGUCUGAUAUCUCACAAUCAGCCAAAAACUUAAUCGAUAGACUCUUAACAUUUGAUCCAAACAAACGUAUCACAGCUGAAGAGGCUCUUUUACAUCCUUGGAUUACAGGUUCCAAAGAAGCAGGACCAAGGUCAAGUACUAAUUUGGCACCUGUCAUUCGAAAAGGAUAUAGUAGCAGAGGUAGUUUUGUUGGAGCAACACUCAUGUAUCAAUUGGGUUCAUCCAGUGAAGAAUCCGAUGAUGAUGAAGUCUUUGAGAAACAAAAAAACCACGAUAUUGAAGCACUUGGUGUUAUUUCAAAAGAAUGA